AAAGUAGCAGUAUUUGAUACAGCAUCUGAGAAUGGAGAUACAGGGAAAGCAAAGCUGCGUUACUUGUAUGGGGGAAGUAACACAGCUACUAUCUUAAAGAGUUCAAGCUCUGAUCCAGGCCCACUUAUGUGUAGAGAUGUUUUAUUGCCUCCAGCCAAAGAAGGUAUGGGGAUAAUCUCGGUGGCAGAUGUGGUACAGAGUACAACACAGGAACAGACAAUGGGGUGCAUGGAUUCAGAAUUCAGUUUUCCUGCUCAAGCAGGAGAGAUGCAAGAUGAUAAUUUUGAGAUCCCAAAGUUCCACCAGAAGAAAUAA
Dovyalis caffra is the source of this 315-nucleotide messenger RNA. Lineage: Eukaryota; Viridiplantae; Streptophyta; Magnoliopsida; Malpighiales; Salicaceae. The record is from the annotation of a GenBank genome assembly.